This is a messenger RNA of Eruca vesicaria subsp. sativa (arugula), 949 nucleotides long. The record is from the annotation of a GenBank genome assembly. NCBI's taxonomy places the organism in Eukaryota, Viridiplantae, Streptophyta, Magnoliopsida, Brassicales, Brassicaceae.
AUCAAAUUCUGAUUCCUCCUCCUCCGGACUAAACAUCAUCGUGUUCCUCCGCUUCCUUCUUCGUCGCCGUUCUUCAGAUUUUCUUUCACUCUUCUGCUCAAAACUCAAAAGUUGGUCUCUCUCUUUACAAUUCAUUCACCAACACCAAACAGAGCCGCGUAAAGAGAGAGUGAUAAGAGGAUCUCAAGAACUUGUCUUGUUUUUUUUUUUUUUUGUAUCAAUGCCGUAUUUUAUUCAGAGGCUUUUCAAUACUUGCAAGUCAUCUCUCUCACCUAACGGACCUGUCUCUGAGGAAGCCUUAGACAAGGUUCGCAACGUGUUGGAGAAAAUCAAGCCGUCUGAUGUUGGUCUCGAACAGGAAGCUCAGUUAGUGCGUAACUGGUCUGGUCCUGGGAACGAGCGUAAUGGAAACCAUAAUUCUCUACCAGCAAUAAAGUACCUUCAUUUACAUGAGUGUGACAGCUUCUCGAUUGGAAUUUUCUGCAUGCCACCUUCGUCAAUCAUACCACUUCACAACCAUCCAGGCAUGACAGUGCUAAGUAAGCUCGUUUACGGUUCAAUGCACGUGAAGUCAUAUGAUUGGGUUGAGCCUGAUUCAUCAGAGCUUGACGAUCCAUUACAAGCAAGACCUGCAAAGCUGGUGAAGGAUACUGAUAUGACAGCUCCUUGCCCAACAACCACACUAUAUCCAACAACAGGCGGCAACAUCCAUUGUUUCAAAGCCAUUACUCAUUGUGCAAUCUUUGAUAUUUUAUCUCCUCCAUACUCGUCUACUCAUGGAAGACAUUGUGACUACUUCCGGAAAUCCCCAUUACAGGACUUGCCUAGUGAGCUUGAAGUGACGAAUGGAGAAGUGAUCUCAAAUGUGACAUGGCUUGAGCAGUAUCAACCUCCAGAUAACUUUGUGAUAUUGAGAGUUCCUUACAGAGGCCCUGUGAUUAGAAAAUGA